AUGAAGAUUCCCUAUAAUCGCGUACACGCCCACGGCGAUGUCCUCCUGGCCGCACGCGGAGGCAAGAUUCACACCUUUGGCCUGCUGGACGGCAAACACAUCUCAACAUGGCAGCACCCGGACGUGCUCACCACCCCUCUCAGCACCGCCGAGGCCACGUCCGAAGCAAAGGGUGCGUCUUCGCCUGCGCCCGUGGAAGCUGUCGAGAGCAGGGAGGCCGACGGAGAUGAGCCGCCAGCCAAGCGGCAGCGACUGGAAAACGGGGAGGACGGUACUCAGGGUGAUGGCGAGGGCAAAGGCAAGGCGAAGGGGAAGAAGAAGGGCAAAAAGGCCAAGCCCGAGGGUCAGCCUCACCAGGUCGCGCGCGCCCCUGAACGGCCCGUCAUCACGCAAGUGACAACCACGGCCGAUGGCCGUCAUGUCCUGGCCGUGUCCGGGCACGACAAGGUCAUCUGGGUCUUUGAGCACGACGGCCAGGGCGGACUGAGGCAGAUCAGUCAAAGAACAAUGCCCAAGCGUCCCAGCGCCGUGACCAUAGCCGCAGAUUCUCAAAUCAUCAGCGCCGACAAGUUCGGCGACGUCUACACCCUUCCUCUCCUCCCGGCCCCCCAAUCACCCUCAUCCGCAGCCCUUCGUUCAUCCACGCCGAAUCCCCUCGCCAAGCCCGCGGCAUUGGCAGCCAACACGCUUGUCGUCCACUCAAAGCGCAACCUGGAAGCUCUCAGGCAUCAGAAGAAGCAGCUCGAGCUUCGGGGUGAAAAGGCCGCCGACGCAGUCAAGGAGGGCCCCAGCUUUGAACUAACGCUUCUGCUGGGUCACGUCUCCAUGCUCACCUCCCUGGCUCUCGGUGAGAGCGAGGGCUGCAGGUACAUCCUGUCCAGCGAUCGCGACGAACACAUUCGCGUGUCUCGGUACAUUCCGCAGGCGCACGUCAUUGAGGGAUUCUGCUUAGGCCACAAAGAGUUUGUUAGCGAGCUGGUUAUUCCGCCCUCACGGGGUGAGGUCCUCGUCUCGGGGGGCGGUGAUGAAGAGCUGUUUGUGUGGGACUGGAAAGCCGGCAAACUGCUUUCCAAGACGAGCGUUGUGUCUGUUGCGCAGAAAAUCGCCCCUGAAACCGCCAAGGUGGCCGUCUCUGGCCUGCACUCCCUUCUUUAUCCCUCCGAGUCGGGGAGCCUCACCUACAUCCUGGCCAUUUGCGAAGGCAUCAAAGCCAUCUUCUCGUGGCAACUCACCGAUCACAACACCCUCAACCGCCCAGGCGUGAUCCAACUCCCCGCCGCACCUCUCCACCUCUUCAUUUCUGCCUCUGAAAACGCACCGCCAAAGCUCAUCGUCGCCAUGGACCCCGGCGAGUCAUCAGUCAAGAGCCUGCAUGCCAUGAUUCUCACCGCGAGCAACGGGAGGCUGUCCGUGGACACGGAGUCCUCUUUCCGGGAUGAGGGGCUCGAGGCGGACGAGGCGGACGCGUCUGAAAGUGAGAUACGGCGGCUUCUGUAUACCGUUGAGAGCUUGAGGAAACAGACCAGUGGCGGCGAGGACGAGGGGGCUGCAGACGCCGAGGUGGGCGCGGAGAUGGAGGCUGACGAGGCUCCUGCCGCCGAUGACUAG
Molecule: messenger RNA, 1608 nt
Organism: Hirsutella rhossiliensis
Lineage: Eukaryota; Fungi; Ascomycota; Sordariomycetes; Hypocreales; Ophiocordycipitaceae
Product: tRNA (guanine-N(7)-)-methyltransferase non-catalytic subunit trm82
Exons: 4
Coding region: 1-1608 (535 amino acids)
Biological process (GO): RNA (guanine-N7)-methylation
Cellular component (GO): cytosol; tRNA methyltransferase complex; nucleus
Molecular function (GO): protein binding; tRNA (guanine(46)-N7)-methyltransferase activity
Source: RefSeq, a predicted model, not a curated record